AGGGGACUUGAGUAUUCCCAGAUUCUGGAAUCUGGGAGAUUCCCUGAGGAUAACCUCCUUUGAAAUAUAGCACUAAUGCCUUCUAGUGAAGCUGGGAGCACCUUGACAUAUGAUCCAUUACAAAUCAUUAAGAUGUUCCAUAUGAUAAGGAUGAGUGUUAUCUAUUCUUUACAUGGUCACUGAGGUUGAAUGACUAACCUCUUUGUUAGGUCACUGUCUCUGAAGGAAGUCAGAACUGACUUAGGGCAGGAUGCAGGAUAUGUCAGUUCUGUUUCCCUCAGCCCAGAUCACUGCAUUCCCACUACUCUUCCUUUAGUCUUUUGAAAAGAGCAGUGUGUGUGUGUGUGUGUGGUGUAGUUAUUAUUCUGGGGGUUGCUACACCCCCUUCUAUCUACUAGGGGUUUCUACCCCACUUAGACCAUAUUAUUCCCUGAUAAAAGACACAGAAACCUUUAGACUCAUAAUAAGCUUAAAAGCACUAGAGCUGGGCUGAUGUCACCCUCUGUACUAUUUUGUCUGCUUCUCCGUGGUGAACCCCGAGAUAUCACUUGCCAUGUUCUACCUGGGCUUCCCCUACUCCACUAGGCCAGCCCUCAUAGCCGUGGGCUCAUGAACCACCUUCCCCAUGCAGUGUUUCUUGUUGAGAUUGGAGGAAAGACAGCCUUUUCAGAGAGCCACACUGGAGACAGGUGUGAGGCUUGAAGCCUACAGUGAUCAUUCAGGAAGUUGGACAAUGGCAGCCGAAGUGCCAGCAGUGACCACUCCCCUCAGCCCUUUGGUUCAGGUACCUCAAGAAGAUGAACAGGCAGAGGUUACCACUAUGAUCCUGGAGGAUGACUCGUGGGUGCAGGAAGCAGUGCUGCAGGAGGAUGGCCCUGAGUCUGAACCCUUUCCCCAGAGUGCUGGAAAAGGCAGCCCCCAGGAGGAGGGUGCAGCCGAGGGACCUCGGGGCGCGCUUGUCCGAUUUCGGGAGCUCUGUCGGCGCUGGCUGCGGCCAGAGGUGCACACUAAGGAGCAGAUGCUAACUGUGCUGCCGAGAGAAAUUCAGGCCUGGCUGCAAGAACAUCGGCCUGAGAGCAGCGAGGAGGCAGUGGCCCUGGUGGAAGACUUGACCCAGACUUUUCAGCACAGUGAUUUUGAUAUACAGAGUGAGAACGGGGAGAACUCAAAUCAAGACAUGUUUGAGGAUGUGGAGUCACAUGACAUGUUCCUGAAUAUCCCUGGAGGGGAUGGUGGUCAGCAGUCCGAUGGGGAGAGUGACUUUGAAAGAGACUGUGGCUCCGGAGGCGCCCAGAGAAAUGCCCCUGGUGAGGACCACAGGGACGUGCCAUCCGAAGGAAGGGGAGUUGGCCAGCUAAUAGGCCUUCAGGGCACCUACCUGGGUGAGAAGCCUUAUGAGUGUCCCCAGUGUGGGAAAACUUUUAGCCGGAAAUCUCACCUCAUCACCCAUGAACGGACCCACACAGGAGAGAAAUACUACAAAUGUGAUGAAUGUGGGAAGAGCUUUAGCGACGGUUCAAACUUUAGUAGACACCAAACGACUCACACUGGAGAGAAACCGUACAAAUGCAGGGACUGCGGGAAGAGCUUUAGCCGGAGCGCAAACCUUAUCACCCAUCAGAGGAUCCACACAGGCGAGAAGCCUUUCCAGUGUGCCGAGUGUGGCAAGAGCUUCAGCAGGAGCCCCAACCUCAUCGCCCAUCAGCGCACGCACACAGGUGAAAAGCCGUACUCCUGCCCUGAGUGUGGAAAGAGCUUUGGCAACCGGUCCAGCCUUAAUACUCACCAGGGAAUUCACACUGGAGAAAAGCCCUAUGCGUGUAAGGAAUGUGGCGAAAGCUUCAGUUACAACUCCAACCUGAUUAGACACCAGAGAAUCCACACGGGAGAGAAACCAUACAAAUGUACGGAGUGCGGACAGAAGUUCAGCCAGAGCUCAGCGCUCAUUACCCACCGGAGAACACACACGGGGGAGAAGCCGUAUCAGUGCAGCGAGUGCGGCAAAAGCUUCAGCCGCAGCUCCAAUCUGGCCACUCACCGGCGAACCCACCUGGUGGAGAAGCCCUACAAGUGUGGGGUGUGUGGCAAGAGCUUCAGCCAGAGCUCCAGCCUGAUCGCACACCAGGGCAUGCACACCGGGGAGAAGCCCUAUGAGUGCCUUACCUGCGGGGAGAGCUUCAGCUGGAGCUCCAACCUCAUCAAGCACCAGAGGAUCCACACUGGGGAGAAGCCAUACAAAUGCGGCGACUGUGGGAAAUGCUUCAGCCAGCGCUCACAGCUGGUGGUGCACCAGCGGACUCACACUGGUGAGAAGCCCUACAAAUGCCUCAUGUGUGGCAAGAGCUUCAGUCGGGGUUCCAUUCUGGUGAUGCACCAACGAGCACACUUGGGAGAUAAGCCUUACAGGUGUCCUGAGUGUGGGAAAGGCUUCAGCUGGAAUUCAGUUCUCAUUAUACACCAGCGCAUUCAUACAGGAGAGAAGCCCUACAAAUGCCCUGAAUGUGGCAAAGGCUUCAGCAAUAGCUCCAACUUUAUCACACACCAGAGGACUCACCUGAAAGAGAAACUUUACUGAAGUAGCAAUAAAGAGAAGUGCUAAGCUGAUUCUGAAGGGAGAAUUCCCAGUGCCCCAUCCCCCCAUGUUGUCCCUUAAAAAGAACCAUUUUUCCUAAAUACUCUUUGUGAGUUUUUGCCAGAA
Messenger RNA from Mastomys coucha (southern multimammate mouse), 2698 nucleotides. RefSeq names its product zinc finger and SCAN domain containing 2 (gene Zscan2). Gene Ontology annotation, molecular function: DNA-binding transcription repressor activity, RNA polymerase II-specific. The transcript is spliced from 3 exons. Gene Ontology annotation, biological process: negative regulation of transcription by RNA polymerase II. The coding region runs from base 626 to 2575 and encodes 649 amino acids. The record is from RefSeq and is a predicted model, not a curated record. Lineage: Eukaryota; Metazoa; Chordata; Mammalia; Rodentia; Muridae.